Messenger RNA from Paramecium octaurelia, 1779 nucleotides. The record is from the annotation of a GenBank genome assembly. NCBI's taxonomy places the organism in Eukaryota, Ciliophora, Oligohymenophorea, Peniculida, Parameciidae.
AUGAAAUUUCUUAUUGUUAAUGGUUAUCAUGCUUCUCGGAACAACUUUAAGUUAAUCGAAUAAUUCAAGUAGUUAAUAUGGGAUGUACAAAUAUAAUUUAGUUAGAUUACAUAAUAAUUAAAAGAAGUUGCGGAUGUUGAAUUCGAUUUUGCAAUUGCUGAUAGGCAUUCAGUACAGGAAUAUCUCUUUGAACCUGAAACAUCUCUAGUUCGACCAGAACAUGGAUUGAAAUUCGAUGCUCUCGACAUGAUCUUCAUAGCCGCAUCUCCAAAUGUUCGUCCAUGGCAUAAUAGAAUGAGGAGUGUAAGUGAAUAUCAUUACAUAAGAUAAUCACGCUUAUUCGAAUGUGUUUAAAAACAAAAAAACUUUUAUUUAUGACUUCUUUUGGUGCUUAAGCGCUUGCAUAUUUAUGUGCCACAAACAUUUAAAAUGUAUAAAAUAGUAAUUAAUUGUAUAUAGUAUAUAAAUAUAACUAAUGGAUAUGGUGAGGGAUGCAAGCUAGUAGAUUUUCCAAAAUAUACAAAUUAAGCCUUAAAAAAUGGGUCUGAUGACUUCUUUUUGGAUUCCACAACUGGUGAUAUCUAUUUCUACAGCAAAUAAACUGAUGAAUGGAUACCUAAAGCCAAUGUAGGAAUUCAUCAUCGAAGAGAUGCUAUGGAAUAUUAAUCCAUAGGGAAGUUUGUAGUUAAAUCUCCAACUUACAAACCUAAAUAAUAGAUGCUCAGUAACUAAACUGAAAUGACCUGCAUUAUCAAAAAAUAGUUCUUAAAUUAUUGGUUGUUUAAAGAUGUUUAAAUGGAAUUCUCAAUUAAAUAAUCUAAUGCAUGGGACAUACACACAAUAACAUUCGUUAACCCAGAAAAAGUUUAUUUUUGUUUAUAUAUGAUAUAGAGAUUUUCAGUUUUAGCAGAAAAUAAUUUUCGAGGACCUCUAAUUCUAUAAUGUGACAAUAUUUUAGCCUUGCUCUUUGAAAUCGAAAGUAAAUCCAGAGAUCAAUUCAAUAUCAUUCAAAAUUUUAUUGAAAAUGGAAUUAAAACCAUAAGAUAUUCUAAUCAUUAUGUAUAAGUUAACAAAUCAAUUUUAGAAUCAAAUCAGCAUUACCUAUGAAAAAUAUUUUAAUAAUUAAAAAGGUAUCAAAAAUAUAGAAAUUGUAUUUGACAAAACUUAGAAAAAAACAAAUAAACUAGAUGAUUCCAUCAAACCGAAAGGUAUGGAGUAUAGAAAACUGAUCAAUGCACAAAUUUAAGAAUAAGAAAGGGAGAAAAUACAUUCUAUUCAAGCAGGACUUACCAGUAGAAAUAAUAAAUAGUCAGAGUAAUUUGUUUUCAAUUAAAAUUUAGUGUUGUGUCUCAUAAUAAUAUCAUGUAAAAGAAUUACAAAGUGAAAAGAAGAAAAUCAUUUUCCUUAAAGUAAUAAUAACUUAUGAUGCUUUCUUAAUAAGUUCAGAAUCAUGAGUUUCUUAAAUAAAAUCCAAAUCUUGAUAAUUUCUUGUCAGAUUAAUAAUAACCCAAAAGUAGUAGGCAUCUCAAAAUCAAUACAGAACCAAAACCACAACCUAGAAUCAAACAAGAUGAUGAUUUUGACUAUGACCAGAAAGCACAUAAAAACCAAUUUAAUUAAGUUUAAGUUCGAAAAAUACUACACCCCUCCUUAGAUGAGUAAUUCUUGGGAUAGAAAAGAAUAUGGAUUCCAGGAUUCUUGAAUUAUAAAUACACAGACAUCUAAUCUGGUCUUCCUUCUACAAGAAAAGGCAGUCGGCCUAUGACUGAUCGCUUUUGA